GAGUGCACUUGUCCUAAAUUUGGCUCAAAUCCGGGACGCUGCAUACGAUAAAUGCUGAAUAUUUUACAAGAGUAAUCAUUUGUUGCCCAGCAGUGGAGGCGAAAUGAUGUUGUUUUUAUUUCUUUUAUUAGGGAUUGUUGUUUCGGGGGUGCAUAGCAGUGGUUACUACUUUGUCACAGCCCCAAACGUGUUAAGAUUUGACCAAGAUGAGACAGUUGUUGUCAGUGUUUUCGGAGAAAAGAAUUCACUUGUAAAGGUUUGGCUAGAGUACGAGGGCAGACAAUUUUCGCAGAAAAGCGUCACCGUUAAAGACCAAGAAACACCAGUUUAUACGACUGUUAAAGUCACGGAAAACGAUAUAUUUACCUCUGUGGUUGAGAAAAAGCCGAGGAAAAUCAAAAUAUGUUCGGAAUGGAAAGGAACGAAACGAUCAAGAGAAAUUAUUUUGAGCUAUCAUUCAGGUUACCUGGUCGUACAGACGGACAAACCGAUCUAUACACCCCUGCAAAAGGUCAAAAUAAGAGCUCUAGCACUUGAUGAAUCAUUGAAAGCUGUCAAGGGUUGGCAAGUAGGCAUGGAUAUUAUUAGUCCUUCAAACUUAACUAUGGCAAGAAAGUUGAUUAAGGAGAGCGAAACGGGAUUCUUUCAAAAUGACUUCAACCUUCCGCCUUACCCUGAUAUGGGAAUUUGGACCGCAAGAGCCUUUUAUGAUGGACAGUUCGAGACCGAGUCACACGCCCUCUUUGAAGUUCGGGAAUAUGUUCUUCCAACGUUCGGAGUGACCGUUGACGUUGACGUUGAGUUCCUCCUUCCAACAACAAAGUCGAUAACUGUCAUUGUUAAAGCCAAAUAUGUUUACGGCAAGGCUGUCCAGGGAAAUGCAAGACUUAUGCUGAAAUUGAAAGGGGAGAAUAAAGAAAGUGACUUUAUUCUAAAUGUCGACAGAAAAACGCUUGAAAUCAGUCAGUUUGAUGGAAGUGUGACAGAGUUCAAUAUCGAAGUUGAUAACAUACUGAACUCCCCGUUGCUAAUAGGCAAACCUUUUCCCUCCAACAAACGCCUAGAAGUGAUUGCAAUGGUUUAUGAAAGUGCUACGGGAAAGGAGGAAUCGCGAAGUCACGACGGAACCAUCUUCACAAUGAAUCCAUACGUGUUCAAGUUCACGAAAUCAAAACUGAACUUCCGUCCAGAUUACGAAUAUUAUUUGAAGGUUGAACUGCAGUAUGUUAACGGAAAACCUACUUCUGACAAAGACAUUUUAGUUAGAAUGAGCGAAAAUGGGCAAUUCAAAAAAGAGCAGAAAGUGACAACAAACGACAACGGCCGGGCAACGAGUAUCUUUCAAACGGCACAGGGCAAAAAUACAAUCUCUUUUACUGUAUCUACUGCUGACAAUCAAUACGAAAGUGACGUGUUUGAGGUGACUGCAUAUGCUGGAAAAAAUCAAAUCCAAGUUGAGCGUGUGAAGACAGAGAGGAACGUGAUGUUGAUGCGGGCUUUUACAAACAUACACGGGAAUAAAUACACCGGGAUGCUUUUUGUGGUUAUUUCACGUGGUAAAGUAAUUCAUACACAAUAUAAAGAUGCAGGAAAACAAGCUAGUGUAGAGAUAACGAAGGAUCUACAAGAAUUAGUCUCACCUGAUGCAAGACUACUUGUCUUUUAUGUUGAUACAUCUACAAACGAGCUAGUGGCAGAUUCUAUUAAGUUUGAGGUUGACAAAAAAUGCCGCGGUAAAGGUCUGAAGUUAGAAACGAUGAAGAAGGAGGUAGCGCCGGGAACCAAAGAUAUGUUGACUGUAACUGGAACACCUUUCAUGCACGUGGGUCUAAAUAUAAUGGACAAGGCUCUCCUUUUACUGAAUGAUAAGAAUGUUCUCAGGAAGAACAAAAUGUUUGAGACUCUCCAGUCACAUGAUCUUGGUUGCGGAGAAGGUAGUGGCAGAUCGGGAGCUGAUGUUUUCAAGAAAUCCGGCCUGACAGUGUUAACUAACGCUGCCGUAAAUGAAAAUGAUUUAGUACGGACCACUGACGGCUGCAAGGCAAAUACCAGGAAGCGACGAGAUGGCGACUCAUGUUUAUAUGGUGCAACUGAAACAUGUUGUCAAAAAGGAUUCGACUUGGCGGAAGAGCUUUUCUAUGAGUCAGAUAACCCAGCGGGCAUGAAUCCAUACGCAAGUUGCUACCCUGAAGCACAUAAAUUGACGGUGGAAAAAAAGGUUUCGAUCAAAUGCGUUACGGCGUUCUUUAAAACUUGUAUAGAUGAGCUGCAAUAUCUUAUUACUGAUGAAACAUCGAUAACUUCAAAAUCAUUGGAUGACGAAAGUGACUAUUUGGAGGACAUCGCAAGAUUGGCUGAUGCUGGUAUAACAAGUAAAACUAGGUCAAAUUUCCGCGAAUCUUGGCUUUUUGAUGUCUAUAGUCUGGACAAGGACGGGCAGAAAAAGACGAUGCUAAACGUUCCAGACUCUAUAACAGAAUGGCAAAUACAGGCUAUUGGUAUAACGAAAGAUGAAGGUAUGUGUAUUGCUGACCCUUUCGAUUUUAAGGCUUUCAGAGAUUUCUUCAUUCAACUUGAUCUUCCGUACAAAGCAUCUCGUUUGGAACAUUUCAAUGUUAAAGCAACGAUAUUUAGUUACGGUAUGCCGGGGUCUGACAAUAAAGUGGCCAAUGUUUACCUGCAAGGAGUUCAAAAUUUGUGUUAUAACAGCGACCCAGGGAAACCAUCACCUCGAGUCAAAGUUGAGCUCCCGCCGAAUAGCGCACAAACAGUAACCUUUCCAAUGAUACCUUUAAAGGACGGCCUAUUUCCUGUAAAAGUGUCUGCCAUUGUUACGCAAGGAGGAAUACCGGAAGUUGACGUCAUUGAAAAGAAACUAUUCGUUGUAAAUGAGGGUAUAGAUGAAAAAAUAACAAUUGUUGUGUGUUUAGAUCCAAUGAAACAGAAAGAAGAUUGUAAAAAUGAUAUUCGUGUAGUUAAAGACUUUCAACCAAGCAGGGACGUAAGACAGUACGAAGUAGAUCUAACGCUUCCAAAGAAUAGUAUUUCACAGACAGGGGCAGCUACUGCGUAUAUCCAAAGUAGUGUGAUGACUAAUAUUGUCAAUACGAUCAUAGAGGGCGUGGAUUCUUUGUUUAAACAACCUGCCGGAUGCGGUGAGCAGACGAUGAUUAGGCUGGCACCAACUGUAUACGCCAUGACCUACUUAAAACAAACAAAACAACAGACCGCUGACAUAGAAACAAAGGGAAGUCAAUGGAUAAGAGAUGGUGUAAACAGAGAGGUUUCCCAAUACAGACAUACCGACGGAGCAUAUUCUGCCUGGAGACACCGAACCGCUAGCACUUGGCUCACAGCAUUUGUUGCCAAGGUGUUCUGUCAAGCCAAGAAGGUUGUAAAUGAUGCUGUUGAUCAAGAAAAAGAUGUAAAACUUACAAUUGAUUGGCUGAAUAAUCAUGCUGAAGCUGAUGGAUCAUUUGUUGAUAAAAUGCCAGUAAUACACCGAGAAAUGAUAGGACAAAUCAAUGAAAGAGAUCCUACCUUAACAGCCUUUGUACUGAUUACCUUACAAGAAUGUGGUAAUAGAUCUUCUCGUGUUAGUGCAACCGUCAACAGGGCAAUUAAGUUCCUUGAAGAUCUUUCCGAUAAAAUGUUAAAGAAAAAUCCUUACCUGUUAGCAAUAAGUACAUAUGCUUUAGCCUUGUCAGACAGCAAAAAGACAGAUAAGUUUUUGCAGUACUUACAUGACAUUAAAAGAAAAGAUAGGGAGGGAACAUUCUGGGGAAUCCCGGGAGGUAAACCAGCAAACGCUCAUUCUGUUGAAACAACUGCAUACGCUCUUCUUGCAAUGUUGCAAUCCCGGGACAUAAAAACAAGUUCAUCAAUUGUAAGUUGGCUUACCUCUCAAAGAGAUGGCACAGGAUCAUUUAGAACAACGCAGGAUACAGUGGUCGGCCUGCAAGCUUUGUCUCAGUACAGCAUCGUUACCUAUUCUCCAGAUAUUGAUCUAGUGGUCAAAUUUUUCGCAGACCAAUCGGUAAUAAAAGAAGUAAAAGUGACUAAAGAAAAUGCUAUUGUUCAACAAAUUAUACCAAAGUUACCUGUUGAGACCAAAGAUAACAAACUUACGGUAAAAGUUCAGGGAACUGGAAGUGCAGUUAUGUCAAUUGAUCUCCGUUAUAACAGACCAGCCACUGCGGAAGAAUCUUGUCCCUUUACCAUCACUGAUAUUGAUGUUCAAGACGUGGAAGAUCUACCGAUUGAUAUCAAUUUGGCAAAAUCAAGAAACUGUGAUAUAUGUGGCCAGUGUGAUGCGGGCGAUAACGAUUAUGAUGACUACGACAGCGAUAAUUUUGGAGAUCCGCCAGAAAUAGAUCCUAAGAUAAACAGUAACUUUGGGAGAAAGAAAAGAGAGGCAGGCAACCGUCGUGUUCGUGCGACAGUUCAGAAAAAAUGCAUUCGUUUCAGCAUAAGCUCUAAAAAUGAUAAAACAUAUGGUAUGUCUAUUGUGAAGUUUGGACUAGAAACAGGUGUUGAAGUGAUCAAGUCUGAUAUAGAAAAGCUCGUUAAAGAGAACAACACAAACAUUGCAAACUACGAAAUGCCAUCUGACGGAAAAGGUUUUAUUGUGUUCUACUUACACGAG
Ruditapes philippinarum (Manila clam) is the source of this 4645-nucleotide messenger RNA. Its product is annotated as complement C5-like. Gene Ontology annotation, cellular component: extracellular region. Gene Ontology annotation, molecular function: protein binding; endopeptidase inhibitor activity. Lineage: Eukaryota; Metazoa; Mollusca; Bivalvia; Venerida; Veneridae. The record is from RefSeq and is a predicted model, not a curated record.